Messenger RNA from Mercenaria mercenaria, 3703 nucleotides. RefSeq names its product E3 ubiquitin-protein ligase MIB2-like. The record is from RefSeq and is a predicted model, not a curated record. NCBI's taxonomy places the organism in Eukaryota, Metazoa, Mollusca, Bivalvia, Venerida, Veneridae. Gene Ontology annotation, biological process: protein ubiquitination. The coding region runs from base 11 to 3703 and encodes 1230 amino acids. Gene Ontology annotation, molecular function: ubiquitin-protein transferase activity; protein binding; zinc ion binding. The transcript is spliced from 27 exons. Gene Ontology annotation, cellular component: cytoplasm.
UUAAUCUACAAUGAAACCUGGUAUUCGAGUCAUUCGAGGUCCAGACUGGCGUCUGGGAGACCAAGAUGGCGGCCCUGGUUACCUUGGGACUGUUGUAAAUAUUUACCAAAACAACAGUGUGCUUGUAAAAUGGGAUAUAGGAACGGAGACGGUCUGCAGGGCGGGACUAGACGGAGCCUUCGAUCUAUUGCUUUAUGAUAAUGCUCAAAUAGGAGUAAAACAUUUUGUACAGAUACAGAUUCAAUGCAAUGGUUCCUGCAUGAUCACAAAAGACAACAACGUAUAUGGUUUUCGUUGGAAAUGUCUGGUAUGUGUUGACAGGGAUAAUUGCACACCGUGUUAUAUGAAACCAAUCGAUAAAGUCUGCGUGAAUCACCCGUUUGCCAGAUAUAUAACAGGUUUCUCAACGGUAGUCCGAGUGCCCCCUAGAAAAUUGAGCAAGGAGAUCCCUCUAUAUGGGAUCUUUCCGGGAGCCGAGGUCACAAAAAUCGCGUCAUCUUCUUCGGAAAAUGAACAACUUGGCAUUGUUAAGAAAUUAAUACAUCUUCAAACUGAUACCUACAGAAGCGCAGUUAAAGUGGAAUGGACGGGAGCAACACAGAAGAAAACACGUGAAGGCAAACCUGAUUGGCCAAUAUACAGAAUAGGGGCGGACGGGAAGGUGGAGCUUAAAUUGGUAACACCAUUCUCCCCAGGAACUGUAUAUAUUGACCAUUUGCCAGUCUUGGAUCUGACCAUGCCGGUUGAUCAAGAGUUCAAUGUAGGAGACAGAGUUCGUGUUGACCUUAACUUAAAUACAUACAUGCAAUUACACCAUGAAUAUGGUGGCUGGAGUUCAGACCUGCAGAAGGUGUUUGGCGAGGAGGGUACAGUGACAGAGGUCAAGGACACGAACAGAAGGGUUGUUUCUGUUCGUUAUGAAUCCCUUAGUAUCGACAUCCGUGCCAUAUACAUGAAUGUGUUAACAAAGAUAUCAACUAUCUCGGCAGGGGAUACUGUGAGGAUUAUUCAGGACCAGAAUGAAAUGAAGAAAUUGCAAGCUGGACAUGGCGGAUGGCAACAAGCAUUUGUUUCUAUCCUUGGAGCUACCGGGCGUGUUGUACGCAUUGACGAUUCUAAGGAUGCCAUUGUGAAUGUUGCCGGGGAAACGUUCGUUCUUAACCAAUCAUGUCUCGUUUUCCAACAGCAUGGAGAGGGGAUAACACCACUGUCGUCUGAUUGUAAGAAACGACGCUUGAAAGGACGUUUCCGAAGAUCAGCCUCGAUUUUAGUACCGGAAGCAGCGAGGAGAACGAUACGAGCCGAUAUAUCUGUUGGGGUCGGAACACGUGUUGUAAGGGGUCCUGACUGGAGUCCGGACUUUGAGGACCAAGAUGGCAGUGAAGGUCACGUGGGCAGUGUAGUAGAAAUCUGUGGACUUGAGUGCAAUGAUAUGUAUCCAAAGCAGUGUGUAGUUGUACAGUGGGAUAAUGGAGAGAAGAAUGUAUACAGGGCAGGUUAUGAGAAAGCGUAUGAUCUACGGAUCUAUGAUAAUGCUGGAAUAGGUGUCAAGCACAAUGUUAAGUGUGCAGGCUGUGACAUAGACACUAUAUUUGGGAUGUUAUGGACCUGCUGCGAGUGUCCGGAUGUUAACCUAUGCACGGAAUGCUACUUUAAUGAUAAACACCAGAUUACCCAUCAGUUUAUCAGACAUGACACCGUUGAUCGUUCUGAGGGGAUGAAGGUUCCAAAACGAGGUAUCAGUAGAACUCUUCCUGUCAUGGGGAUAUUUGAGAAAUGUAAGGUGCGCAGAGGCCCUGACUGGAGGUGGCAAAACCAAGAUGGUGGUGAAGAUAAAUUUGGCCAAGUCAUUGCGAUAGUGAACUUCAGUCCGGACACGGACAGAGAUGCGGCGGAAGUUACGUGGGAGAACGGAUAUACAAACGUGUAUCGCCUUGGUUACAAGGGACGCCUCGAUGUUGUAUGUAUAAAACCAGCCAAUGGAGGAAAGUUCUAUAAGGAUCACCUUCCAAUUCUCAAACUUGAUCCAGAAGUCAAAACACAAGAGGCAUCUGCAGCGAGGAAAACUCCCACAAAGCCUCCAGUAGAUGAUAAUGUUGACAAGGAAGCUGCGAGAUUCAAAGAAGGGGACAAAGUAAGGAUAGGGAUUGAUGUUGAUGUACUGAAAAUGAUUGAAGACAAGAGAGGAGCCUGGCACGAUCAUAUGACAGAGGUUAGCAUUUUUACCCUUACCCUGCUAAAUUUCUGGUUUGGCGUAUUUUUGAGUAUAUUUCAGUGUAUUGGCAAGACAGGUGUGGUGAUUGUUUCUAAAGGUAAUGACAUCACUGUGGACUUUGAGAGCGCUAGGCGCUGGACCUUCCACGAGUCUGUUCUUAGCAAGGUACACGAGUUUGUGCCAGGUGAGGUAGUGAAAGUCAAUGACAGUGUUGACCACGUCAUGAUGUUAAUAACUGACCGGGUAGGCUGGAAUAAGCUCAUGGUCAAGGUUAUUGGAAGAAAAGGUACGGUAGAGGAGAUUGACGAAGAUGGUGACGUUCAAGUUUCGUUUGGAGAUUAUACUUGGACCUUUAAUCCCGAAUGUCUCAGCACUGCUGAUGGAAAGGCUGAUCUUGUCAGAUAUAAAGAUGAUUUCAGCUUGAAACCACCUGUUGUAAAAGAGCAGUGUAAAGAACCAGUGAAUGACGAGGAGAAAAUGGAAGGUCUAUUCGAAAUGAUAAUAACUGGAGAGACAGAGAAAGUCAACAGGAUAAUACAAAACGAGCCACAACUGAUGUUAAUGGACUUGCAAGGAAAAUUUGCUGUUCAUCUUGCCUGUAAGAAUGGACAAAUAGACAUACUGAAGACAAUGUUUAAAUGCGCCAGCAAGGACGCUCUUUUGGAGAUAUCUGAUUCAGAAAAAAUAACCCCUCUACUGGCUGCUGUUAGCGGUGAACAAAUAGACAUGGUGAAAUUCCUUGUGGAAGAAGGUGCCGACAAAAAGACUGUUAAUCAUAACAAACAGGGGGCAGUGCAGAUGGCUGUUGCAUGUAAAAAUGUUGCCCUGUUGAAGGUGCUGAGGGAUCUCGAAUUCGACGUCAAUCAAAAGGAUCUCUUGAAACAGUCCCCAGUUGUUGACGCCAUUGUUCAAGGCAAUGAAGAGAUAAUUGACAUCAUACUGGACUGGCCAGACUUGGACAUACAGAUUACAGAUAGUAUCGGCUUCUCUCCUUUCUUCCUGGCAUGCAGAAAAGGUAUCCUGAAAGCUGUGCAGAAAAUACUUCAGAAGCGCAUGAUGGAAAUAAAAGAACGUAAAAUACAAGACGGUUAUUCUGGUCUACAUCUUGCCGCUUUCAAUGGAAAUAAAGACGUCGUGGAAUUUCUUAUCAAACAGCCAAUGGUUGAGAUUGACUGCUUGACAAAAGAAGAACGAACGCCUCUCCAUCUUGCCUGUGCGGAAGGUAUCUUUGACAUUGUGACAGUACUUAUUGAUGGAGGUGCCAAUAUUACCCUUUGUGAUGCAUCAAAGAAGAAUUCCCUGCAUAUCUAUCUAGAGGGGGCCGGUGCUGAAGACACAGAACAAGUUGCGGACUUCAUUCGAAUGGUUGAAUAUUUGAUAGACCAUGGUGUAUCAGCCGAUGGUCUUGACGAGGCAGAGAAACGCCCUGCGGAGUAUGUCAGUGAAAAAAUGAAUGAAACAUACCAAAGUAUCGUUGCGAAAAAGUAA